AUGGGAUUCUUUACAAGUUCAGGCGAAGAAGUAACAUUUGCACCAAACAAAGGUCAGCGUGUUGUGUGUUGGGAAAAGCGUGAUGGAUUUUUUGAAUGUCUCAGUAAAAAUUAUAUUGAUAAUUCAUUGGAUUCAAAAGAAUUAGAUAAAGUCAAUAAACAAUGUGGAACUGAAAAGAAAGAGUUUGAGCAAAAUUGUGCUACAAGUUGGGUGAAGUAUUUCCAAGAAAAGAGAUACAAUGAUUUGGUCAGACAAAGAUAUAUCGAUAAAUUGGAAUCCGAAGGUGCCCAACCAUUGCCAUUCAAGAUUGAAGGGGUUAAGAAAUAG
This is a messenger RNA of Candida albicans SC5314, 327 nucleotides long. RefSeq lists its product as uncharacterized. Gene Ontology annotation, biological process: mitochondrial respiratory chain complex IV assembly. NCBI's taxonomy places the organism in Eukaryota, Fungi, Ascomycota, Pichiomycetes, Serinales, Debaryomycetaceae. Gene Ontology annotation, cellular component: mitochondrion; respiratory chain complex IV; mitochondrial intermembrane space. The record is from RefSeq and is a predicted model, not a curated record. The transcript has a single exon. Bases 1 to 327 code for a protein of 108 amino acids.